Molecule: messenger RNA, 588 nt
Organism: Chondrus crispus (carragheen)
Lineage: Eukaryota; Rhodophyta; Florideophyceae; Gigartinales; Gigartinaceae
Exons: 4
Coding region: 1-588 (195 amino acids)
Biological process (GO): peptidyl-hypusine biosynthetic process
Cellular component (GO): cytoplasm
Molecular function (GO): deoxyhypusine synthase activity
Source: RefSeq, a predicted model, not a curated record
AUGGAAAACGUGCCGUCAUCCGCGGCGGCGGCCGUGCUGGGUGCCUCAGAAUCUUUACCAGCAGGCUCUGCCCUUGUUCGUGGAUAUGAUUUUGAAGGUGAAAAAGUUGACUACGAUGCUCUCUUCGCUUCCUACGCUACGACGGGGUUCCAGGCAACAAAUUUUGGGAAGGCAAUCGAUAUCGUGAACCACAUGCUGGAAUGGAAACCAUCCGAAGAGCAAAUCAAGAAUGAUGUUUCCCCAGGUGCAAAAUGCAAGAUAUUCCUUGGGUACACAUCCAACAUGGUAUCUGCUGGGAUGCGGGAAACAAUAAAGUUUCUCGUUAAAUACAAGAUGGUUGAUGUCCUCGUUUCUUCAGCGGGAGGCAUAGAGGAAGACUUUAUUAAGUGCCUUGGCCCAACCGGGGUCGGAUCUUUCGACUUGAAAGGACACAUCCUUCGCAAAAAGGGCUUGAACAGAAUCGGAAACCUGUUGGUUCCGAACGACAACUAUUGCAAGUUUGAAGACUGGGAGAAAGGAUUAACAACGAGGACUCAAUAUAUUAUUGGGCUGCAAAAAACAAAAUUCCAGUGUUCUGCCCUGCGCUGA